Molecule: messenger RNA, 8143 nt
Organism: Leptopilina boulardi
Lineage: Eukaryota; Metazoa; Arthropoda; Insecta; Hymenoptera; Figitidae
Gene: Cdk5alpha
Exons: 5
Coding region: 1-3621 (1206 amino acids)
Biological process (GO): positive regulation of cyclin-dependent protein serine/threonine kinase activity; activation of protein kinase activity
Cellular component (GO): protein kinase 5 complex; cytoplasm
Molecular function (GO): protein kinase binding; cyclin-dependent protein serine/threonine kinase activator activity
Source: RefSeq, a predicted model, not a curated record
AUGAAAAAUAGAGAUUUAAAAAGAGUUAAAUGCAUCAAAGAAAAAGUAUGCGAUAAUCUCUGGGCUUGCAGAGCUUCAAUAGAUAAAUCUAAAUUAGGUCGAACGAGUGAAGUGAAAGAGCAACUUGGAACUACUUGGAAGGAACCAGGGAGCGGAUUUCUCUGUGUAAAAGGAAGCAAAGAAGGCGGCAGGCUGGGAGGUCGAAUCAGUGAAGUUGUGGGUCCCGUCGUGGAGGAGGCCAUAGAGCCAGGGGAUGCAACCCCGCUGACGGGACCCUCAAGGGACACCUCGGUACCUGGUGCUCCUCCACCCCCGACCAUCAACAUCCCCAGUCCCCCGAGACCACCUCCUCCUCCUCCGCAAGAUCAUCCCGAAUCCCAUCAUCAAAUCCAAAACCUCAAGGAGCAAAGCAAGGAGAAUACACAGCCCCUUCAAGUCAACAUGGGAACAGUACUUUCCUUCAGUCCAAGGGAGAGGCGUGGAUCUGUUUAUCCGCCUGGCGAGCAUCCCGCUGACUUCACGUUGAAUAAUUACAAUUACGAGCAAUUGAAUAAUGUCAAGAAUAGGGAGAAUAAAAGCAGUGUGUCGACAAUGGCGCCUCUACCACCCACAAAUCAUCCGCCGACGAAUAACAAUUCCCUGCAAAAUAAUAAUAUCAAUUUGAACAACAAUGAUAAUGCGAGAAUUAUCUCGGAGAAAAAUGCUUUGGAGAAGAACCUCAAAAAGCAUUCAUUGUUUAUUAAUGCAUUGUCCUGGAAACGGUUUAGCACGUCGAAUAAUAAUAAGAAGAAGCUGGAUAACAAAAAUAAGAACAUUACAUUUAGACAGCCUCUUGAUAAUAUACCGAUUGUUGACAAGAACAAGAAUAUUCAAACGCCACAGGUAUCAAUAAUUGGUCCGCCCUUGAACACAACCUUUUAUUCAUCCCAGACGAAGGCGCCGGCUUCCAACAACAAUCACACGUCGCACAAUCCCACAUGUAAGAAAUUGGCGCAAAAAUCCAUAACGCCAGGACCUAGAAAAACUGUGAUCCAAGCCUCAACGUCGGAAUUGCUCAAGUGCCUCGGACUUUUCCUGCACAAUAAGUGCACUAGACUGCGAGAUUUCCAAGCUGGAGAUGCCGUCAUGUGGCUCAGAACUGUCGACAGAAGCUUACUCCUUCAGGGCUGGCAGGACGUUGCCUUUAUAAAUCCUGCCAACGUUGUGUUCGUCUAUAUGUUGGUAAGAGAACUGGUGGAUGGAGAUGAAGCUUCAGAGAAGGAGCUUCAGGCGACAGUUUUGACGUGUCUCUAUUUAAGCUACAGUUACAUGGGUAACGAAAUAAGUUAUCCCCUUAAGCCAUUCCUCGUUGAAGACAGCAAAGACAAAUUCUGGGACAGGUGCCUCUUGAUCGUCAACCGACUCAGCUCCAAGAUGCUCCGCAUUAACAGCGAGCCUGGAUUCUUCACCGAAAUCUUCACUGAACUGAAGAGCGAAGCCUCGUCGUCUCCGGAGUCGCGGUUCCCACCAAGGCAGCUUGACGGAGCUACACACACCUGUUGGUGCGAAUCGCCAGGCACGGCUGCGACGCCACAACCCUCUGACGACGGGCCUCUGAAUGCAGAGCAGCUCUCGCAGCAUGACCCCUCGACCUCGACUCAGGAGCAGCAAGAGCCAUCUCAGCAGGAUCCACAGUCUCGCCACGAAGAGGAUAAUGCUCAAGGUGAGCCUGGUCGCUGCAUCUCCUGUGGCCAAAAGAGGAAGGGUGAAAUUUUCUACACAAUCGAGGAUCUGGAUGCGAUUGAGCUAGCACCGGCGGACGCACGUUUCACGGAACAAAUAUGCGGCUGCGAGGAAUUUGGAGCCAGUGCACGUCCUGAAUUACAAAAGAUCCGGAGCACUGAAACGCGAUGGGCCAACACGAGUUUCCUUUCACCGGACGAUGCUCUCUGGGGUUUAAGAAGACACGCAAGCGAUGGAACCGAGUAUCGAUGGGAGCUCCAUGCUUCGAAAACCGACUUGGAACUCUCCAAAAGGGGAAAGUGCUCCUGUCACACUCCUGCCACGCCCGAGGAGAAGAAACCUGAGAGAGGAGACCUCAGGAAACAUCACAGCGCAGAGACUGAUAAAUGGUCAGUCCAGGGACUUCUGACUCCUCCGCAUGAUCUUAGAAAGCAUGCGAGCGACGAUACAAGAAUGGGUCGCGAAGCCAGAUGGACUCUCCAAGUUCCCGAAGUGCUGCCGAAUCCGAAACCGAGGUGCACCUGUCCCAAGUCAAAGAUCGUCGCACCUUCACCCACCGUCGAAAAAGAGGAACGUCCUCUGUUGCGAGAUCUCGUGCCCUCGAGAUCUUUCGAGAAGCCAUCGACUCUUCAGGUGGAGAGGCCAGAAUUGAGGAAACACGCCAGCGAAGACAAUCGACACGCUAAGGACGAAAAAAUCCAAGACCGAGCCCGAGAGAUUCGACCUUUACCAAGCACAAGUGCCGAUCCAGGUCCAACAACUGUAGCUCCAGAAAUUGCCAAACCAAGGAAAUUCUCCAGACCCACUGAACUCUUUAAAACAUCUCGAACUCAGAGUACACAGGACAGAAAGUCCAGUACGAAGGAGAAGGUCUUGAGUCCAGAGAGUAAGAAAAGUCUCCGAUCGUUGUGGGCGGGCAAAUCACAUUUCUCUCUCCCAGCUCAAAAGGACUCGAAAUGGUCCAAGAGUCACGAUGAUUCAAAAACCAAGAGUUUAAAGGAGCGGCACAAGUAUAGCGUUCGGAGAAGCAUUUCCCCGGAACCGGAUCCUAGACAAGUGAUGAGAAUGGAUAAUCGAAUUAUCAAGCGGCUCAUUUCUCCAGACAUCAUGAUCACAAACGCCAAGUGGGCUCCUUAUGAAGGCUACUCUCCAUUGCCUAACAUCGGGAUCAAGAAGCGGGAGACGAAGCGAAUCAGCGAGAUCAAAUGGACUCCAUACGAUUGCUCUCCCUCAGAUGCUGGGGACAUGAUUCCUGAGCUAAUUCCUGAAGAAGAAGAAGAGCCUAAAGACUGGUCGCCUUUCCAUAACGUCACACCUCCUCACAUUCCACCACCAGAGGCAACUCCCUGUCGGGACGAAGACGAAGAAUUCCGUCUACGACUGUUAAAUCAAGUCUCUCCAUUUCCAAUAUAUCAAGGGGGUUGGAAGGACGAGUCUCCACCGAAAACACCACCAAAAAUUGAAACCUCCGUGGAGAUCUCAACUCCAAUCUGGUCUCCGAUGGAACCGGCAACUCCAAUCAAAAUUAGAAUUCCAACCCCGUCACCUCCAGAGAAGACUUCUACUUUAAAGUCAAUCAGAAAAUUAGGUUUGAGAGGAAGAUCCGAAAGCAAACACGUGGACGAGAAUAAACUUGCUCCACCGAAAGGUAUCAUUAGAGCCUCAAGUGAAGAUCCCAAAAGUCGUCAACGGCCGCAACUUGUACGAUCCCAGGCGCUUUUGGAAGUUCCAAAGAACAUUAGUGCUACAAAACGUUCUCUCAGUGAAGACGUGCCAAGACGUCGAUCUAGACAUUCAUCCAGAAUUCCCAAUCGUGCCAAGAGUGAAGAGGUUCCGAACUAUGAUCCGUGGUCUGCGUCUGAAGGUGCUGAGGUUCGUCAGUACGUAACGACGGUUUAGAUGACAUUGGGCUGUGAUCAUUGGAAAAAAUCGUGGAUACUUUUUAAGAAGCAAUUAUCGUUAAAAUAUUAGAAGUGAAUGAAACUCUAAUUAUCAAAACGAACAAGAUAAAUUCUUAUCAGAUUAUAAGUAUAAAAUUGCUUAUCUCUUGAUAAGAAGUUUCAGUCUGAUAAACACUAAAUUAGGAUGAAAUUCACUUCUGAUUUCAAUCUAUAACGCGAAGAACGAAAUUUGCUUUUCGAAAAUUAUAUGAGGUCUAAUAUAUAGAAUCUAGUCAUGAGACUAGCUAGUCACUAGUUAGUCACAAUAAUUAAAAUGUUAUAAAUCUAAUCUAAAUUCAUGUAAUUGAAACCCAAUCAAUCUAAUUCAAACCUAAUAGAAAUCCAAUAAGUCUAUUCCAAAUCAGAAACAAUUUUUCAAAGUCUAAUUUUACUUUUAAAAGAAGCAAAUUUAGUUUCAAGACUUGCUUAAAAAAUCGUGUCCACGAUUUUAAUUUUAUCAUUCCCAGACUUGGAUUGUACUCACACGAAUAGCGAUGGAGAUCUAAAAAUCAUAAUUACGAUUUGAGAUUGCAAAAAAAAUAAGAAUUCUCAAUGACAGCAUAGUUACGAUAAAGAUAUUACGAUAUAUACUGACAUUGAUAAUGAUAUUACAGAUACGAGUUUAGUCAUGUAAGUAGCGGUUAAUAAGGUCGGCCGCGAACUUAUAUACGAUAUAGUAUACAAAUGUAUGAUUAUACAUAAUUCUGUAAGAGACAAGUACAUAAGAGAUAAUUACGUAAGAAACACUGCUCAGAAGUCGGAACACAAUUCCGCGUGAAUCGUGAGAAUGACCCGAGAGGCAAAUUUGUUAUUAGCUUCAUAAUCUUCACGACGCAUAUGAAAAUUCUCGAGAGAAAUAAAUUUCAAAUCUUUAAAAAAAAUUUCGAGAAUAAUUCAAAAAUCUUUGAAGAAAGAAAGGGAUCGAAUAAAUUUUAUAAUCCGUUUUUGGAUUCUUUCCAGGGUCUGCGAUGUUCAUCCCUGUCUUUUGUCGAAGGUGCAAAUUUGGCGUCUUGUAUAAUUUAUUCGUUUUGGGCCACUGAGGCCUCUAUUACAGGACCGUGGCCCUGUGCCGGCGUGUGCAAUAUUAAGUAGAAUAAAAUGUGAUUAGCUACUAAGAAACGGAGGUACCAAGGGUAAACCGAUUCUUGUACGUAGCAGCUCUGACUAUUACAUAGAGAUCCAAUCAUCGUGUGAGUCAGUAAAUUUAGGUUCGUUAACUUCAUUAGAACCAUUAUGAAAAUUUUUUCUUUUCACAUGGUUCUGAAGUAGUCGAGUUCAAUAGACACCGAUAUCGUGAUAUUUGUUGAUAUAUGAAAUCCUUUUUCUUUUUUCUUUGCGAUUAAAUAGGUAACCAGGCAGUAUCUGCGCGUAUUAAAGGUAAGAAGGUGUUUACAUUUUUUUUCAUUCCAUCAAUCUUGGAAUAAAUUUGGCGAAAGCAUAUGUAGUUUUACUAUUUUUUAGUCAUGUUUUUAAAACAUCGCCCUAGAACGUUAUCAAAACGAUAUUUUGUUAUUCUUCGUUGAACUUUAUCACUACUACCUUUUAAAAAUUUUAAUCUGUUUUUUGUGGUCUUGUAUUACAUUUGCCUCAAGAAAUUUUAAAAGUAGUUCGAACAUUUGAAAAAUUGUUCUCUAUACGUAAAAAAUGAUUGAAACGCCUUCUUAUCAGGUAUCAAGCAUCACGUUAUUGAAUGAUCUGGGAAUAAUAUCUCAUUAGCGAGCGAUAUAUUUUAAAUUAAAAACUAAUCUUAAUCAAGUGUAUAGUUGUGCUAUUUCCAUAAGAAAUUUAACUGAUUUAUCAAAAAAUAAUUUCUACGCUGCCUGGCUAAUGUAUUAUAAUAGGUAAAAUUAUUAAUCUUAGGACGUCUACCACACGGUCGAAACACUGCCGGACCACGUCCAGCGGCUGACUGUUUUCGAUUUCCAGCGAAAUAUAGUCGUUAUUUUUUAACAUAAAAAAAAACAAAGGAAAGUGUUCUUUAACAAAACCAAAUUACAACAAUAUUAAUGUAUAUAAGUCAUGGAUGAGUAACUGGUUACAAGUUUUUAAAAAAAAUUUUACAUAAUACCCAAUUUUUUUAACACGUUUAAAUAUAUAGUCUUGUUAUACAUAUAUAUAUAUAUAUAUAUUUGUAUUUCAAGAAAUUACAAAUUAAAAAUUUUUGUAACUUGCUACUUGGUAAAAAUAACUUAUUCUUGAUUGACAAUUGAAAAUAAGAGUAAUUGGUAAAAUUUGGUACGCUUUCCUUUGUCAAAAAAUAUAAUAACUAUAUAACCAUCGGGGCGAAUUCUUUGAGGAACUUUUUUCCUCUAUUCGCCAAAUAUCGUGUUUUCUACAUUUUCGCCUGAUUUAUCAUUAACACAUCUGUAAUUAUAGCAAGUUAUAAUUAAGAAAUUUUGAAAUUUCAGGACGAAAUUAAUAAAAUUUUCAAGUUUCAGAAAUAAUAAAUUAGGUACUUGCUACGUUAUUUGAAGGAAGAAUAUUUUCAUUUCGGAUUUAAAAGUUUUUUUUUCAUUUGAAGAGAAUUCGAUAUACAAUUCCAUUGGGAGUUUUAAGAAAACGGAAAAGCAUAUCAAUUCUUCUCCUUCUCCUUUCAACAUUAUUUCAUUUGUUUCGUCCUGUAAUUUUUUAUAAUGAAAUAAUUUUCUAUCGUCAUUCGUCAUUUCCUGAUUGAAAAUUCUAGUCUCCAUUAGCGAUCUUCGCAACUCAGAGACUUGUCUUGUUAGAAUAAUGAAAAUAAAAAUGCGGAAUAGAAAUCUUUCCAAAUAUUAAUUAUAACAGAAAAAAAACAUUGAAAUUAAUCUAAGAAAACAAUUAUCUGAGUGUUCAAACCUCGACUGUCCUGAUAGUAAACCUGAUAUUUUUGUCACUUGCUACAAUUGACAGUUAUCAAGCGCCGAAUUAAUGAAGAAAUUUAAUAUUUCUAGAUUUUCCAUUUCAUAAGACUAAUUUUUCAGGCGAUAUACAUUCUUGUAAAUAAAGUAUCCCUUUAAAAAAUGUUUUUAAAAAACCUACGAGCGCUUGAUGAUUAUAAAUUUGUGAUAGUUUCAAUACUAUAUUGAAAUCUCCGAUAAAAGCAAUUUCUCAAAUUUUCAAUUCACUCUGGAUUCAUAUGUAAUUAUAGAAGCUCAUAAUUUUCAUUCCGCUGGAGCGCAAGAUUUUUCUUCGAAAUUCUACUUUUCCUAUGAAGAGUUCGAGUUAAACGUAAAUUCAUUCUUCAUUAUUUUACUAUUUCAUAUAAUUGUAAAUUUUUGUUUGAAUUAAUUGAAAUUUAUAUAACCAAAAAAAAAUUAGUAAAAUUAACAAAAUUGAGAAUUUGUGUCGCAAACUGAAGAAAGGUUUCUAAGAAGCAAAGGUUAGGUUUACGAAAGUUUUAAGGCUAACGCAUAACAGUUUGCAAACGAAAUGCACGGAUUUGUCGCACAUUCAUUAUUUGCGAUCCUCCAGGGUUCUUAAGUACCUUUCUUUAGAGCACGAUACAUUUUAAUUUUUAGUAAUCCAAUCAUUGUACUAGCAUUUAUCUAGAAAUAUAGGAAAAUUAAAAUUGGUGGGAAAAUGUUGAGCCCCCCGUUUUGCUCACAGUGAGAAUCGAGGGAGAAAGAGUGAAGCCAGGUUUUUAACGAAUGGAAGGGAGAUGCUCUGAAACACUUUUUGAGGUAUAUUUUUUAAUUUUUUAAAGAAUUUGGUAAUUGGUGCGUUUUUGAAAGGAAUGAGGAUUGAGCGCUUGCAAUUUGAGCAAGUGUUAAUUCAAUCGAGCAUUCUUCAGCUAGAGCAUGAUCUCAGAUAGAGCAUCUUUCACGAACUGACAUGUGAAAAGUGCAUCUAGUCAACCUAAAUCGUAUUAGAUUGUAUGGAAUUUUUCGAAGCUAUUGAAAUAUUGUUCACAAGCCAGAGGGGCACGUACAGUGUAACCGUGCUGCCAUUAGCAUUAAAACAAGAAGAAUUUAAGGAGAGAAAAAAAGAAGCCAAGAUAGUUAACAACUCCCAAAACAUAUGCGAAGUAAUAUUAUAAUAAAGUUUAAGCCCAUGUAAUUCGUUUGCCGAGGAUUAUUUAAGAUUCUUCGUGUUGAAUUAGCAGUUUCGUCCGUGUGAUCGAACGAUUGAUCGGCCGAGUGACAAAUUGACGUAAUACCUAUAAUAAUAGCGCUAGAAGUAACGCGAAAACCUACGAAUAGUAGAUUAUACUCAAAUGUGAUUGAUUUGCUGCGAGCGACUUCUUGUUGCGUUAUCGCUUCUUAAAACGACUCUUCAUAUUCAAAUUGUUUUUAUUUAUUUCAUUAUUUUCUAGUCUAAUUCGUCUAGUCUUUUGUUAUCACGUCUCCAUUUUAAUCAUUUCUAAUGAUCCCGAACUCAGUGCGACGUGAAGUAGGAGUAUUUAUCCUAUGCAGAGCGAUGCAUUAUUUGUGAAACUGUAUGACAUAAACCCUUAAUAUUGAGGUCAAUGUUAAUUUGUUUAAAUAAAUGUAAGUUUGAAAAUCCAA